Cololabis saira (Pacific saury) is the source of this 1651-nucleotide messenger RNA. It is a transcript of the gene rdh5, whose product is annotated as retinol dehydrogenase 5 (11-cis/9-cis). Gene Ontology annotation, molecular function: oxidoreductase activity. The transcript has 6 exons. NCBI's taxonomy places the organism in Eukaryota, Metazoa, Chordata, Actinopteri, Beloniformes, Belonidae. The record is from RefSeq and is a predicted model, not a curated record. Bases 151 to 1197 code for a protein of 348 amino acids.
UAGUAGCGGACUUGUUUUAAGGGAUAAACCAGAAGGAUAAAGCUUCUCUUUGAGCAGCCUCUGAGCUGAGACAGAAGAAUAACUGGAGAGGGAAAGGGACGAGGACGAGAAACCUGCAGUGAUAAAUCACUGCUCAAAAAGACAUAAAGCAUGUUUUUCCAGCAAUCUGGGGACAAAAAACCCCCUCCUAAAAGCAGCAUGGAUAUGCAGCUUAUCUAUGACCUGCUAGGGGAAAAUGCCUGGUUGUACAUCACUGGCACCGUUGUGGUGUUGUGGGUUCUCGUGUGGCUGUUCAGAGACAGCCUGGAGAUUGAGGGUAUGCCUCAAAAGUACGUAUUUGUGACUGGCUGUGACUCAGGGUUUGGAAACCUUCUGUGUAAGAAGCUGGACCGACGAGGUUUCCGCGUACUGGCCGGCUGUCUCACGGAGAAGGGAGCGGAUGAUCUGAAAAGAGCAGCGGGGCCUCAUCUGAAGACCGUGCUGCUGGAUGUGACGAGUCAGGACAGCAUCACGAAAGCCAUGGAGUGGACCAAGAAGGAGGUUGGUGAUAAAGGACUUUGGGGUGUUGUGAACAAUGCUGGUCGUUCAUUACCCAUGGGUCCUUCAGAGUGGAUGAAAGUGGAGGAUUUCCACAGCACGAUGAAUGUGAACAUGAAUGGAGUGAUUCGCAUGACGAUGACCUUCCUGCCCCUCGUCAAACAGGCUCGUGGUCGUAUUGUAAAUGUGGCGUCAGUUCUGGGGAGGGUGGCGGCGAAUGGUGGUGGAUACUGCAUCUCCAAGUUUGCAGUGGAGGCCUUUUCUGACUGUCUCAGGAGAGAUAUCAGCUGUUUUGGAAUCAACGUGUGCAUCAUUGAGCCGGGGUUUUUCAAGACCGCCGUGACGAGCCUGGACCCCAUUGAGAGGGAGCUGCGCCGCCUGUGGAACCAGCUAACACCUGAAGUACAAGCUAGCUAUGGAGACAAGUACCUGGAUAAGUACAUCAACGUCCAACGUUUGAUCAUGAACGCAGUCUGUGACGGUGACCUCGCCAAGGUGACAAACUGCAUGGAGCACGCUCUGACUGCCGCCUACCCACGGACCCGGUACAGCGCCGGCUGGGACGCCAAGCUUCUCUGGAUCCCUCUCUCUUACAUGCCUUCUUCUGUGGUCGACAUUGGACUGAAACUGGUGCUGCCUCGUCCUGCCAAGAGUGUGUAACUUGUGAUGACUUUGAUGAAAAGUUUAUGCUAUUUUGUGUCAUUUUGAUACGAUUCAGAGCGUGAACCUAUAAUUACUUUCACUACCUAUGCAAUAAUUGAACAUCGCUGUUAUGUUACUAUUCAUACUUAAAGGUGUUAAAAGUCUGUCUCCAUCCUUCACCCUGUUAUGCUUGCUCUACACUUGAAGAAAAUAUAAAGACAAAAUAUUAGUGAAAUAAGGUGAAUACAUCCUUUGUGAACACAAUGCUGUGCCUUUUAAAGCUGUUAUUUAUGUUACUUUGUGUGGAUGUUGUUAGCCAUCAAAGCCUGAUUAAAGAAAAGGUUUACACUCGAGAAAAAGCAUGUUUCUCAGAAUGCAGUGAUGAGUGUAUGGUGGACUCAUUUCAGGUUACAAUGAUGAAACCAUAAUAAAACCUUGUUGGAUGUGAGUAAAGAUACAUCUGUGCAAACUU